Gryllus bimaculatus (two-spotted cricket) is the source of this 843-nucleotide messenger RNA. NCBI's taxonomy places the organism in Eukaryota, Metazoa, Arthropoda, Insecta, Orthoptera, Gryllidae. The record is from the annotation of a GenBank genome assembly.
GUGCGGCAUGGACGAGUGGUGCAGCAGCGUCCGCGAGCCGGAGGGCGGGCGCGGCCGCAGCGGGCAGCCGGCCAGCGUGGCCGCCAGCAGCGGCGCGGCGCUGGCCUGCGCGCUGAACUCCAUCUGCGGGGCCACGCCCACGCCGGCGGACAGCGCCGCCACCUCACCCGAGCACAGCGACUCGGUCGACGACACCGACCCCAGCGGGCUCUUCACCGCCUCGUCCAUGGCGGCGUCCGACCCCGACGACCACGAGCACGACGCGGGCGGGGACGCGCUCGCCGCGCUGUCGUCCUGGUCGCAGCCCCACAUCUGCUGCUGUUGCUGCUGCUGUUGUUGCUGCUGCUGCUGUUGCUGCUGCUCGGUCAUCUUGAAGGCCAGCAGCUUCUCGGAGUGCAGCGUGUUGAGCGUGCGCAGCUCGAGGCAGGCGGCGGGCUGAGACGGGUGGUUCUGCGCCACGACCGCCUGCAGCGCGGCGCGCAGCUUGGCCUGCAUGCGCUCGAUGAGAUCGGUGCUGCGCAGCCCCGGGCGGUCGGGGGCGAUCACCACCACCGCGCAGAAGAGCCCCACCUCGGCGCGCUCGGCGAAGUCGAACAUGGAGUCCAUGAGGAAGCGCGCGUUCGACGACGACACUUGCCCGUUCAGGCAGAUCAUGCUGUUCGUCUGCAAAGAGCAAACACAACCAGCUCUUCCCAGCGCCCAAGGAUUCCGCGAAACACACGCGCUCGCUGCACGCGACGUGACUCAGCGCUGCUGGCCACGCCCCAGGCGCCCAACACCAACUCAGCGGAAGCGCCCCACAAACCCACAAAACAACGGAGGGGAAACUCUCCCCAAAACUAA